AUGGCAUCUGAUGCCGUCGUCGACGACGCAGCCGAAGUCGAGAAGCUCUACGAACUCGGAGAGCGGCUGAACGAGGCCAAGGACAAGUCCCAGCACGUCAGCGAUUAUGAGGGGAUCAUUAAGGCGGUGGAAGGGAAGAGCGUGAAGGCGAAGCAGCUGGCGGCGCAGCUCAUCCCAAGGUUCUUCAAGUUCUUCCCAAGCCUCGCGCCCCGGGCCAUGACAGCACAGUUCGAUUUGGUCGAGGAGGAUGAGCUCGCGAUCAGAGUGCAAGCUAUUCGUGGGCUUCCUCUUCUUUGCAAAGAUACACCAGAAAAUGUAUCUAAAAUCGUAGAUGUUCUCGGACAACUGCUAACAGUUGAGGAAAAUGUGGAGCGUGAUGCAGUGCAUAAAGCCAUCAUGUCCCUGUUAAGGCAGGAUGCAAAAGCCUCAUUGACAGCAUUGUUUAAGCAUGUUGAGAUAGGCAUGGAACUAGUCCGUGAAAAGGUUAUUUGUUUCCUCAAGGACAAGGUGUUUCCUCUCAAAGCUGAGCUAUUGAAGCCUCAAGUAGAAAUGGAAAGACACAUCACUGAUUUAGUGAAGAAAAGUUUACAAGAUGUAACUGGUGCUGAAUUUAAAUUAUUUAUGGACUUCUUGAGGAGUUUUAGCAUAUUUGGAGACAGUGCUCCUCCAGAGCAUAUUCAAGAACUGAUUGAGAUUAUUGAAGGCCAGGCUGACCUUGAUGCACAAUUUAAUGUAUCAGAUAUCGAUCAUAUUGAUAGAUUGAUUUCAUGCAUGUUUAUGGCUCUUCCGUUUUUUAUGAGAGGUGCAUCAAGCAGCAAGUUCCUUAACUAUUUCAACAAACACAUAGUACCUGUUUUUGAUGAGUUUCCUGAAGAGAGGAAACUAGAUUUGCUGAAGACUAUUGCUGGAAGUUCACCUUAUGCAACAGCACAGGAUUCACGUCAACUUCUUCCAUCUAUUGUCCAAUUGUUAAAGAAAUACAUGCCUCGAAGAAAGACAGAAGAGUCUACCCUUAGUUAUGCUGAGUGCUUGCUGUACACAUUUCACCACUUAGCGCACAAGACGCCAAACUCCACAAAUAGUCUUUGUGGCUACAAGAUUGUGACUGGCCAACCAUCAGACAGGCUUGGGGAGGAUUUUUCAGAUAACUACAAAGAUUUCACUGAAAGGUUGAGCUCAAUUGAGGAAAUUGCACGGGCGGCUAUGAAGAAACUCACUCAGGGGAUGGCAGAACACAACAAGGCAAUGUCUGCAGCUAAGACGGAGGAGGCAAAGGCUAAGAUUAAAAUGGAGCAGCAGAAAACUACAAGUGGAUUGCGGAUCUGCAACAAUAUAUUGGCAAUGACACAGCCAUUGCAUGCAAAAGCCCCUUCAUUUAUUGGAGAUAAUAAAAUAAACUUAUCGUGGAAGGAACCAGUGAAACGAUCACCAGCUUCAUCAACUGCAACAGGGGUUAAGCGAAACACAGCUUCUAUUAAUGGUUCAAGCGCGAACACGGCAGCCAACAAAAAGGGUCGAGGUGAUGGAGUCAUGCAAAGCCAGCUUGUGAACAGAGCUUUGGAAGGCUUAUCUCGGGGUGGGAGAAACAAUGGAAGAGGAAGGGGUUGGGGAGGCCGAGGAAGGGGAAGAGGUUACCGUUAGUUCAGAUGAAUCCAUGAGCUGUGCUGCUAGGAAGGCCCCUUGGCAGUUUUGAUUUAUUAUAUAGAGCAAGGUGUCGGGUUUUUCUUCAUCAUCAAAUCGGGCAAAAGGUGGUUCUUUGUUGCUUGUGUUGUCUAAUUGGAGCAGACUGAAUUGAUCCAAUACACGCUGGGCUGGACAUGUCUAAAAUGACUGACGAUAACAAGACUUUGUAUUGGAGAGGCGGAAGGAAUAUGUAAUUUUUCUUGGUUCUUCGGAGGCUCUAUACUGUCAUGUGCAUUAAAUUGUACUUUUUAUUAUUCCAUAACUCCACCUUGUUAACCACCUUGUUAGAUAUCUCACAGACCUUUAGCAUUUGAAUAUUCAUAAAAUUCCUGAGGUUUUAUUUCACUGUUUCAACAUAAUAUUUGUCAAGCACAGCGUGUAAGUACUAUUAUGGCUAAAUUUCUUUUAAAGAAUGUUAGAAAGUAUUU
Molecule: messenger RNA, 2111 nt
Organism: Elaeis guineensis (African oil palm)
Lineage: Eukaryota; Viridiplantae; Streptophyta; Magnoliopsida; Arecales; Arecaceae
Product: apoptosis inhibitor 5-like protein API5
Biological process (GO): regulation of programmed cell death
Cellular component (GO): nucleus
Molecular function (GO): mRNA binding
Source: RefSeq, a predicted model, not a curated record